Dinoponera quadriceps is the source of this 3318-nucleotide messenger RNA. It is a transcript of the gene stv, whose product is annotated as BAG domain-containing protein Samui-like. Gene Ontology annotation, cellular component: membrane; nucleus; cytosol. Bases 649 to 2661 code for a protein of 670 amino acids. The record is from RefSeq and is a predicted model, not a curated record. Gene Ontology annotation, molecular function: protein-folding chaperone binding; adenyl-nucleotide exchange factor activity. NCBI's taxonomy places the organism in Eukaryota, Metazoa, Arthropoda, Insecta, Hymenoptera, Formicidae. The transcript is spliced from 3 exons. Gene Ontology annotation, biological process: protein stabilization.
GUUGCUUCCGCGACCCGCGCUAUUGUCAGUCCCGCUGUCACCUGCGCUCGCGACGGUUCCGUGCCCGCUCGAGUACGCGCAAGCACGUUUUUCCCCUUCACCGAGGCGACCUUGAAAAGUACCUGACGGAGUGAGCGAGAGAAAAAGAAAAAGAUAUAUAGAGAGGACACAAGAGAGAGAGAGAGAGAGAAAGAGAGAGAAACAAAAGCACACAGGAGCUCUUUUAUAGUGGCGGCACUUAUGUAAUCGCGACGGAGGUAGAGGAGGAUACGAGGAAAAGCCGUGGUGAGAACUACGUGUGAGUGUCUCAGCAUCUAUUGCGAGAGAGCGAGAGAGUGAGCGAACGAGCGAAAGAGAGAGAGAGAGAGUGAGAGCGAGAGAGAUCGCGAGAAUCUGACGGAGAUUUCCAGAAAGAAUUUCACGUGAAAAGCGCGAGAUUGUUCGGCGCUUUUGAAUCGCGCUCCGGAGCCCCGCGUGCUCGAUUAUAUAUAUAUUAAGCGGGUGCUCGAAAGUCUCGGAGGAAAUAUUUCGAUACGCAGAGAGAAAGAGAGAGAGAGAGAGAGAGAGAUUGAGUGAGCGAGCGGGAGAGAGAGAGAGAGAGAGAGUUUCACGUAUCCAAAAACGGACGCGGGCCAACGGGUCCAGAAAAUGGACUCGCCUGUCAUCGUGGACGCAGCAUCCAAAUUCGGACGAGGGAUCGAUCUGGACCGCGCGUUCCCCGGUUUCCCGUUCGACGACGACGACAGCGACAACAGCUUCGGCCGUCGCAGCGACGGCAUCCGCGCCCACCUCGACGAUCUCGCGUCACGCCACCCCGAGCUCGCCGAGCACCUGCUCGGUCCGCCUUGGGGCGACGCGCCCCUUCACGGCUCCCUGUUACGCGGCCGCCGCCGGCGCCGCGGUUCCGGUAGCAGCGGCGGCCAGGGUUACCAAGGUCACCAGGUGGACGAGGACGCGCGUAGCCAAGCGAGCGGUAGCAGUGCCGCGAGUGGCGCAAGCGCCGUCAGCUCGCACAGUGGUGAGCCGGACUCUUCGGUGCCGACGUCGAUACCGCAUUACGGUCUCCGGAACACGGUGGAUAUAGGUCAGCAGCAACGACGCGACAUGGAGAACCCGGAGAAGGGCGAGCGCGGCCAGCGCUCGAUGUCGGCGCCGCCGGAGAAUCGGCAGCAGCAGCAACCUGAUCAGUCGCGACAGCAGCAACAACCUCAAGGUCAAAGAUUCGUCUCCCGGGUGGACAUCACGCCGCAGCACAAUCAGCAACGCGCCCAGUCGCCUAAGCAGCAGCCGCCUUCGGCGUCCAGCAACGUCAGGCACAUCCCCAUCUUCGUUGAGGGUCGUGACGAGCCGGUGAUGCCGAAGGUCGCGGAGGAUGCAUCACCUCCGUCGUCCUACCAACGGCAACCGUCACCGCCGCAAUUCCACAGACCGUCGCACUUCAACGAACACUUCGCGCGGCAGCAGUGGCCGCCGCCGCACUUCCAGAACGCCUUCUACGACCAAGGCUUCGAGCAGCCCAUGCGCCGUCACCAGCAAUAUCCGCCGCCGCCACAGCAGCACAAUCAACAGUACUAUCAGCAGCCCCAGCAGCAGCCCCAGUACUAUAACCAGCAGUCUCAGCAGCCGCAAUACUUCAAUAAGCAACCUCAACAAUCUCAAUACUACAACCAGCAGUAUCAACAGCCACCGCAGCAGCAACAGCAGCCUCAACAACCACACAAUCAGCAGCAGCCGGCCCAACAGCAGCAGCAGGAAGCGGCCAAACCAAAACCCCCGGUGCCGAAGGAUCCUCUCGAGAAAGUCGCUCAGGUGCAGAAAGAGGUGGACAACUUGGCCGAGCAAGUGCAACGUUACGUUGGCGGCUCCCGGCAGGACAAGGAGUACGUUUACCUGGACGAGAUGUUGACGCGCGAGCUGAUCAAGCUGGACGACAUCGAGACGGAGGGUAGAGAGAACGUACGGCAGGCGCGCAAGAACGCUAUCAAGAGCAUACAGGACACGAUCAGCCUCUUGGAGACGAAGGCGCCUCUCGCCGGCCAGCAGGAACAGCCGCGCGGAGAGGAGGAAUGCGCGGAGAAGAAUCAGCGAGAAGAAGCUCCACAAACGGAAGCUAUGGAGGUAGAUACGAAGCAGGAGAAACCGAUGAACGAGCCGAUUCCGCUUCCGCCGGCGCCAUCGUCGCCCACAGAGACGAAAGCAGAAUCUUCGGAUAAAGAAAGUGGCGCGACAGCCGUCCCGGAGGCCGCGAAUCAGAGUGUCACAGCCGCUAAGGAAGACACGGAACGGACCGAAGUGACCGCCGGGCGGAAAACCGAGGAGAGUCGCGCGACGGAAACCGCAGAGGCCGUCGUCGCUCCGACGGCGACGGACGAGUCAGUGCGCGAAACGAGUGAGAACCCGUCGAAGACGGGGAGCGACGACGGCAAGAACGCGGAACGAAAGAACGGCGAUGUGAUGACGCAAACGGAAAAGGGUGACUCGAUGGCGGUUGCGACGCUGGAGCUGGUCGAGAAGGAGGCGAAAGAAGGGGGAAAGACGGAGGACGGACAAAAGCCGAGGCUGCUGAAGAAGGCGAAGAAGACGAAGAAGCAGCCGCAGCAGCCGGUGUCCGAGCAGGCGAUUCCGUUGCCGCCGCCGCCGCCGACGGAGAGUGCAAAGUAGACGAACACCGGACGUUGAAGUGUCAUAAUCGAAUGUCUGAGAGAGAGGAAAAAAAGGAGCGAGAAGAGAACAAUUCGAGAGUGUCAGCAUACGAGAAAUGGAGAGGGGAAGAGAGAGGGAGAGAAAGAAAGAAAGGAAGAGAGGGAGAUUUCGUGGACGAAAUUUUAUGUGGGUAAGGGAAAGAACGAGGGUGAAUUUCGUUAGAUGGCGAAAGAAACGCACGACGAUGCGGACGAUGCGGACGAUGCUCGUCGAAGGACAUCGAUUAACCGAAUUGCGCGCGCGCGUAAGAUGGCUAGGCGAGUGUGUGUGUGUGUGUGUGUGUGUGUCAGUCUGUUUGUCUGUCUGUAAGACGCUGACAGCUACUUUCUUGAUUUUUUUUUUACUUUUCCCGAGACCAAGCUGAAGGAGUUCUCCCGGCUGCGGAGGCGCGCGCGCGUGUCGUCACAGUCGGGAGCGACCCGUAGAGUAGCGAGCCGAGCAACGGGCGACUCUGCCGAGUCGCUCGAACGGUUGCCUUAGGACCGAAGCCUUCUUCGCAGCUCUCGAUUUAUGAAAGGUACGAAGCGCGCAAGAGCGGACUACUGUGUGAAGUGAACGCGCGACGGUAGUACCGCCUAUAGGCUCGUAAAUAACCGGCUUUCCUCCCGAGGGAUA